UUGGCUUUCCCAGAAAAAACGGAGAUCAAAUGGGUUCCACAAAGGUCCCCCACAAACAGCAAACACGGCGUUUCCACUUUCCGCGUUUGGUCAAAAGACUCAAAACUCCCCUACUCUAUACGUCACGACUGUUAAUACCUCCGCUAUCUCAUACCCAGUCAAACACUCACCACGUGUCUAUUCACAGUUUUAAUCAAACGUCGUGAAACACCCUCCAACGACCGCCUUAAAAACCACGUUUUCAUUUUCUCAUCCCAACCUAUUUCAUUUAACUGCGUUUAUUCUUCUUUUCUCAGAUCCUCUCACCGAGUUAGAAGGUCUUGGAGAUGCCGUCGCCGUCAACGCCCAUAACGUCGUCGUAUUGGUGUUACAGCUGCAUGCGAUUCGUCAGCGUCUGGUCCGAAUCCGAACAAGGCGCCACCACCGUCAGCGUCUCUUGUCCGCACUGCGACGGCGGUUUCAUCGAAGAGAUCACCGAUCCCUCCUCCGCCGCCGCUGCCGAACUAACUCCUCCACCUUCCACCGAAGUCAGAUCGAUCAUCAACAACCGCAGAUCUAUAAUCAGACGCCGGAGAUCCACUCCUCAUCCUUCCUUUAAUCCAGUCAUCGUCCUCCAAGGAGGCGACGGCGAGAGAGACGAUGGAGAAGAAGAAGAGGCUAGAGAUCGACGACGCGCGUACGAGUUUUACUACGACGACGGAUCCGGAUUAGGUCUUAGACCUCUUCCCGAUUCUGUAUCGGAGAUCUUGAUGGGAUCGGGGUUCGAGCGGUUACUCGAGCAGUUAAGUCAGAUCGACGCCGCGGCGGGGAUCGGACUCGGUAGAUCUGGGAACCCUCCGGCGUCGAAAUCGGCGAUUGAGUCUUUGCCGAGAGUCGAAAUCUCCGAUUGCCACGUGGGCGCGGAGGCUAAUUGCGCUGUGUGCACUGAGGUCUUCGAGGCGGAGAGUGAGGCGCGUGAGAUGCCGUGUAAGCAUAUUUUCCACGAGGACUGUAUCGUUCCGUGGCUAUCGAUACGAAACUCGUGCCCCGUCUGCCGUUUUGAGCUGCCUUCGGAGUCUAACGGCGAGGAAGGUGAUAACAACCCCGUGGGGAUGACGAUAUGGAGACUCCCCGGAGGGGGAUUCGCGGUGGGGAGGUUUAACGCAGCGAUGAGAGAAGGGGAGAGAGUGUUGCCGGUUGUGUUGACGGAGAUGGACGGUGGUGGGGUUGGUGGUAAUAGUGAAGGUCCUAGAAGGAUCUCAUGGGUUAGAGCUAAUGGGACGUUUGAAUCAGGUAGUAGCAACGGUGGUGGUGGUGGCUCUGGCUCGGGAGGUAGAUUGAGACGGAUGGUUCGUGGAAUGGUGUCAUUGAUGAGGAGAGUGAGACCAAACCGUGCUGUUUCGUCUUCUUCGAAUCAACUGGGUGUGGACAGUGAAGUAGAAACUAGGGUUAUGGAUCGGUCGAAUUCAGUGCUGAGAAGAUACUUUGGGCGAAGCAGAAGUAACAGAGAUUCUUCAGUUCUGCAUUGAUGAUUGAUUUAUCUUUUUUUUUUUUGUUUGUUUGUGUUCAUCAUUCAACAAUGUAAAUAUAAGAAUAUUCAGAAGAAAAUCCGAAUAUUAUUUGAUUAUUUGUAUGUUACAUUAAAAUGUCUAAUGUUCAUUCAAGUUUUCAUCAUUUUUUAUUUUGUACUAGCUUUUUGUCCUGGAGCCAAAUCCUGGAAACUUUUCCCGAGAUUUUGUCUGUUUUGGUUUCCGAUAAAGUAAAAGGAUGCUCGACAGAGAAGGCCUAGUUGAGAAAGAGAUGCACAUAAAAAGAAAUGAGUCAAGUUGCCAAAUUUGAAAUUUCAUUCAACUGCAAGUCUUUUUAGUACAUACCUCGACUGUACAAGUUAAAUUUGGUCUGGAAUGGUCGACCCGGUCAAAAAUAUAUUGAACUAGAACUGAACGUUUGGGUAAUUAAGUUUUGGUUUAGUUCAGUUUUUGUUUAGUUCGGUUAGUGUAUAAUUAAUUGUGCCAAACUGCACCAAAAACUAAUUCAGCCUGAUAAUUUAGCAUUCACUUUGUACAAAUUCUGCUGGAUUUUAUUGAUUUUUUAAGUUUUGAAUAGAUUUUUAAUUUAAAGCAGUUAAAGGUAGAAAAAUUUCAGUUCUUUUGGUUAGUUUGGAUCAAAAUUUUAGUUAAUUUAUUAGUUCAGUUCACAAUUUGGUUAAGAUCGAUGUGAUUCGGUUUGAUUUCUUUUAAACACCAUACUUACUGAUUGCUAAAACAAUUCGUCACUGUUUGUGGUUGUGUCUGUCAGAGAAUGAGUAAGAGAGGAAAAUCAUGUACAGUAAGAAAUCCAACAAAAACAGUCAUAUAUCCGGUCCCACACUCCAACUCAAACCAUCGGUACUCAAUUUUUGCCCUUUAAGCAAACAUUUUUGUGAAAAAACAAAAACAAUACAACAAAAUGGUGACCAGAAUGGAGAUUGGAGAAGAAAAGUUCAGCUACGACAAGUCAUUAAGUUUGUGGUUGAGUGUGUAUGAGAGGGACAACAUUCAUGUAAUCAUAUCACAUAGAGUCAGAAAUUCAACAAAAACGGACAUAUCCGGUCCCACACUCGAACCCUAACCAUCAGUUCUCAAUCUUUCCUUUUAUAUAAUUCUCAUCCUUAUCUUCUUCUUCUUAGCAAUUUUGUGAAACACAAACAAGACGAAAAAAUGGCCUCUAUCGAAUUCGAUCCUUAUUUGGAGCGCAAAGCUUUCGAUGAUGCGAAAGAAGGAGUAAAAGGGCUGGUUGACGCUAAAAUAACUGAAAUCCCUCGUAUCUUCCAUGUCCCCAAAGAUUCCUUGACUGACAAGAAACCCUCUGUUUCAGACCUAGAGAUCCCUACCAUCGACUUUGCAAGCCUUCACGUGGACACAGCCUCGCGUGAAGCCGUCGUAGAGAAGGUUAAACACGCGGCUGAGAAGUGGGGAUUCUUCCAGGUGAUCAACCAUGGUGUUCCUUUGAGCGUUCUUGAAGAGAUUAAAGAUGGAGUUCGUAGGUUUCACGAGGAAGAUCCUGAGGUCAAGAAGCAAUAUUUCACGCGUGAUGACGACAACAAAAAGUUUAUCUACAAUAGUAACUUCGAUCUAUACAGUACUCUUCGACUUCUCUUAACUGGAGAGAUUCUUUCGUUUGUUACAUAGCUCCAGAUCCUCCAACUCCUGAGAGGAACUCCCAGUGACUUGCAGGGAUGCGCUUUGUUCAAAUACUCAAAACAUGUGAUGAGUUUAGGUGGUUUACUCUUUGAGCUUCUCUCAGAAGCACUAGGAUUGGAAUCUGAGACCCUUAAUAGGAAGGAGUGCUUGAAGACUUUGCUUAUGGUCUGCCAUUAUUACCCACCUUGUCCAAAACCUGACCUAACUAUGGGGAUAAGUAAACACUCAGACAACUCCUUCCUCACGGUUCUUCUUCCAGACAACAUCGGUGGUCUACAAAUUCGUCAUCAAGACUCUUGGGUUGAGGUGGCUCCUCUCCUGGAUCUCUCGUCAUCAACAUUGGAGAUUUCGUGCAGGUAAAGACCAAAUGGGUUAUCCGGUUCCACUGUGCAACGGCUUGUAUGCACGACUACUUCUAAUGGGGAAGUCAAACGGAGAUCAGUCGAGUCGAGAGAAACCACCGAGGAAGAAGAAUACGGUGUGUUUCCGGUGAUGGAGAGGAGGAGGAAGAGGAGUGGUGUGGUGUGGAGAGAAUCGUUUCUGUUUUUACUUGGUUAAGCAAUUCGCUUACGAUGGCCCGGAGAUUAAGGCUAAGAUCGAUGAAGCUGAUGAUGAGAUUUAUAAUUGUAACAAUGAGAAGAUUCUCAUUGCUAAAAGGGCUGAGAGGUUCUCUGCCUGCUUCAGUUGAGAGUUUGGUGUCAUCACUUGAUGGGUACGAUGUAAUGAAGGAUAAAGAAAUUAAUAGCUUGAGUGAGAGAUUAAGUGAGAUUAAGAUGGAAAUGGAGUUGUUGGAUGCUCAAAUGGCUUUUUCUUUAUAUGUUGUGUUAGGUUGUCAUGAAGAAUGCCAUAGAAUUAGCUACUUCUGGAAACGUUAUAGAUCCUGAAGAACUUUCGGAUUCAGAGGGUUUUGUCAGUUUAUUGGGUGGGUGUGUAUAUGUUUGUCUCUGAGAUUUGAGCUUGUGUUCGUACUGUCUUUGUGUCUUGUAUUUUCAAUAGAUUGGUAAAUUUAUGUUCUCGUUGGAACAAUGACAAAGCUUUUAGGGAUAAAUUUAUUCAGUAACUACAAUUCUUAUUUGGAUGUCUUGUUGUUUUUCUUGAAUAACAGUGUGAAAGAUUCUAGUUUUCGUUUUGUGUUUCAGGACAUUGAGAAAGAGAAGAGGAGCGAGAAGCUUUUUUUACUAGUAUUAAGUUAUUUUAACUUGUUUUUUGAUUUUGUUUAUGACUAGAUUUGAUGGUUACAUGUUCUCUUAUGGAGUUCAUGUCUUUCAUGAAUUGAUUUUGUAUGUUUUGAAUAUUUAAAGGAAAAGCCUAUGGUAUUUUAUGAUUUA
Molecule: messenger RNA, 4489 nt
Organism: Brassica napus (rape)
Lineage: Eukaryota; Viridiplantae; Streptophyta; Magnoliopsida; Brassicales; Brassicaceae
Product: E3 ubiquitin-protein ligase RDUF2-like
Exons: 4
Coding region: 327-1508 (393 amino acids)
Biological process (GO): protein ubiquitination
Cellular component (GO): cytoplasm
Molecular function (GO): ubiquitin protein ligase activity
Source: RefSeq, a predicted model, not a curated record